UUUUCAAAGAAUUAAAAUUAAAGUUCAAGUCUCACUGCAUCACCACCAAAACACACACACAUGCCCACACCUUUACCACUUUCCCUCCUUUCAUCAUUGAUUCUUGAUCAUAAUAAAACCUCUCAGCUCCUCUCCUCUGUGGCUUUGCGUAUGCAUUUUCCAAUCUCCAUGCCUUCUCUCUCUCUCUCUCUCUCUCUCUCUCUCUCUCUCUCUCUCUCCAUACCAUAACUUUUAAAAGCAGAGAUUUUGUAAUCAUCUUCACACGCACAAACAUCACAAACAGGCUCAUACAAUUCUUACCUCCCACGCCAAGCACCAUACCCUCAAGUUUACAUGACCAAUUUUUAGACACAAAAUGAAAUAAGUUAUAACCCCCCCACAAGCCCCAACCCACUUCUUAACUCAAAAUAAUAUCAAACCUCAGCUAAAUACGUCAAAAGCCUUAACCAUGAGAACCAAAACAACCCUCUUCUUUUGGUUCUCAGCCUUUGUCAUUGCACUUGUUUCCACUAUCAUCUCUCUCCAUCACAUCCCCUCCUCUCUCUCCUCAACUUCUACUAUUGCCAAAAGUGCUCAAAAUAGUUUCAAGCUUGCUAUAUUAGAUGGAGUUUUCAAGAAAAGUGGUGAGAGCUUAUUGUCUACCUUGAGAAGCAUUGUGUCCAGACACCACCACCACCACCACCACCGCCGCCGGCGGAGCCCUAAAUGUGCCAACACAAAAUGGAAAUUUAGGCUCGUAUCUGAAUACAAUGUGUCCCUUGUUUUGACAGUAGGCUUAAAGGGUUGCACAAAUUUUAGUAGCGUGCAAAAGGCAGUAGAUGCUGCUCCUGAGCUUAGCAACUAUAGAACCCUCAUCAUAAUCGAUUCGGGUACUUACAGGGAAAAGGUGACGGUGGCUGCUAACAAGACCAAUUUGAUAUUUCAAGGUCAGGGCUAUCUUAACACCAUCAUAGCAUGGAAUGACACAGCCAAUUCUACUGGAGGGACGGCUCGUAGCUCUUCAGUUGCCAUCUUUGCUCCCUAUUUCACUGCCUACAAUAUUAGCUUUCAGAACACAGCUCCGCCACCAGGUCCUGGAAGAAUUGGAGCACAGGCUGUGGCACUAAGAAUUGCAGGAGAUCAAGCUGCAUUUUAUGGAUGUGGCUUCUAUGGUGCCCAAGACACCCUUAAUGAUGAUCGUGGGAGGCAUUAUUUUAGUGAAUGUUUCAUUCAAGGGUCCAUCGAUUUCAUUUUUGGCAAAGCUAAAUCACUCUAUGAGGGGUGCACCAUUAAUUCGAUAGCAAAUGCGGUCAAACGGGGGAUAAGUGGAGCCGUCACGGCACAAGGAAGACAGUCGGCGCAGGAGCAAAGCGGAUUUUCGUUUGUGAAUUGCAGCAUUGGAGGAAGUGGGAAAGUGUGGCUUGGUCGAGCUUGGGGAGCUUAUGCAACUGUGGUGUUUUCUAAAACAUACAUGUCUGAUGUUGUGGCUUCAGAUGGAUGGAAUGACUGGAGAGACCCCUCUAGAGACCAGACAGUGUUGUUUGGGGAGUACGAUUGUAUGGGAUCGGGCUCAAAUUAUACGCAUAGAACCUCGUAUGCAAGGCAACUCAAUGAAUCUGAGGUAGCCCCCUUCUUGGACAUUUCCUACGUUGAUGGAAAUGAGUGGCUUUUACAUCCUCCACCCUUCAAUCUUCAUGAUGACCACUAUAAGCACAAUGAUCAAUUGACUCAAACUUUCUAAUUUGAGUAACGUUUUCUUUGACAUCAGAUUAUCUAUCGUCUCGCUUGAUCAAGUAGAAUCAUGUCCAAAUGUGCGUUUUUUUAAUAAGAAAUCCACAGUCUGAUAAUAUAACAUAUUAGAUUGUGUUGGCGUGACUUGUGGACUAUUGACUUACUUUCC
Molecule: messenger RNA, 1879 nt
Organism: Prunus persica (peach)
Lineage: Eukaryota; Viridiplantae; Streptophyta; Magnoliopsida; Rosales; Rosaceae
Product: probable pectinesterase 15
Exons: 5
Coding region: 449-1720 (423 amino acids)
Biological process (GO): cell wall modification
Molecular function (GO): pectinesterase activity
Source: RefSeq, a predicted model, not a curated record